This is a messenger RNA of Pseudocercospora fijiensis CIRAD86, 333 nucleotides long. RefSeq lists its product as uncharacterized. Lineage: Eukaryota; Fungi; Ascomycota; Dothideomycetes; Mycosphaerellales; Mycosphaerellaceae. The record is from RefSeq and is a predicted model, not a curated record. The transcript is spliced from 3 exons. Bases 1 to 333 code for a protein of 110 amino acids.
AUGUCUCAAUCCUUCGCUGCAGCACUCUCCGACCGAGACAGCAAUGUCCAGAUGACUUCGGGCGGGUCGAACCAGGUUGCGCCUGGGGAAGAGAACAAGCUGCAUGGAGAGCAGCACAAGCAGGUCUCCGGACUUAAUCGCAAGGGUAACGGCACAUAUGUUUCCCCAUCCGAUGCCAUCCUCAGCCCCGCCAGCCAAAAGCUCGCAGGCUUCAAGCAGAGACAGAUCAACAAGCAAACCAACAACAAGAAUCCAACCGCUCGAUCCCUCUUCAGCCGAACAGCCAGCUCCGUCUCAUCGGGCUCUCUCGAGGACUCUAAAGAUGCGCAGUAA